Molecule: messenger RNA, 3675 nt
Organism: Trichogramma pretiosum
Lineage: Eukaryota; Metazoa; Arthropoda; Insecta; Hymenoptera; Trichogrammatidae
Exons: 6
Coding region: 1-3675 (1224 amino acids)
Molecular function (GO): RNA-DNA hybrid ribonuclease activity; nucleic acid binding
Source: RefSeq, a predicted model, not a curated record
AUGCCCGGUAAAAGAGUCCUCAACGUGCCUCAACUGACAAGAUGGUCAGAACAUCCAGAACUAGCAGAAAUGUCAGAAAACGAAGAAACUCACCAAACCCACCUUACCCAACAAGCAUUAAAUAGCCAAAAUCUGAACAACUAUAAAAAAACCAACCCAAAAGCCUCGUAUAGCCAAGUCCUAAAACAUAAUACAAAUAACCGCCCAUCAAAAUCCACAAAAAAAACCUACCAAGGCACCUCCAGCUCCAGCACAGAUGUAUCAGAUUCAUCUGAAGAGGAAUUUUCAGAAUUAACUAACGAUAAUACAAAGAAAUCUCGCAAAAAAUGCUUGAGAUGCAAAAAUAUAAACUCCAAACAAAGUAACGCACCCACUGAAUGCAAAAAGCUAAAUGACAUUGAUGAACUAAUUGAAAUCAUAAAAAACACUACCCAGGAAGAUUUUAAUUAUGUAUUAGAAAGCUUAAAAAAUCAUAAAUCAAAAGAACAAAGUUUAGCCACAGCAAACACCAUAAAUAAUAAAUCAACUACUACACAAGACUCCCAGAAGGGAAAUAAUAGGGAUGGGGUAGACAAACAACUCGCCGUCACUUCGCUUUACCGCUCACCUCACUAUGACACUGAAAAAAAAGAAUGGUCAGAUCUUUUACAAUCGCACAAGAACUUUGAUUACAUUGUAAUAGGGGGUGAUUUCAACUCCCACCACCCGGCAUGGGGUUCAACUGAACCCUCUAAGUCUGGAGAAAAUCUUAUAGAUACUAUCUCUAAUCAUGAAAUUAUCGUGAUCAACGACGGAUCACACACCUACUACAAACUUAUAACAUCUUCAGAAGACCCAUCAAACAAACAUGUAAUAUCUUCAGCAUUAGAUUUAACGCUGAUUUCAUCAAGCAUUUCUAAAUCAACGAAAUGGCGAGUCACCGAUGACAAAAUGCACAGUGAUCACUUCCCUGUAGAAUACACAAUUACAAUCAAAACAAAAACAAUUCCAACUUUCCACACUCAUAAACUUAAACUAAAAAAAACAAACUGGAAAUUAUACCACAGCAUUCUACACAGAUUCAUAGAAGACAACCUGGAACAGAUAAAUGGACUAAAUUUAAUUCAAAAAUAUGGAAUCAUUAUUAAAACAGUGAAAAUUGCCACAAAAACUUAUCUAAACAGUGAUAAGAUGAAUGAACUGCUGAGCAAAUGCCUACUAGCCCCAGACGAAAGCACCCUUCACGAAGAACUUGAUAACUCAGAAACAGAUAUAAAAGAGGUAUGGAGAACAAUUAACAAAUUCAAGGACAAGAAAACUCUACCUUCAAUGGAAAAUGACAUAUCUUUAAUUGAAAACUCUAGAAACUUUGCCAUCCAGUUCUGCCAGCAAGAUGUAAUCCAAAUACCCCCUCAAAAUGCCCCAAAUGACUCUGAAGAAACAGUAGGAGAAUGUGAAAGUUACCUGAAAAUGCCUCUCACAAUAGAGGAACUGGAUGAUGCAAUUGACUCAGCAAAAAAAAACUCAUCACCUGGAUUGGAUCAGAUAGAAUAUAUAAUGCUUCAAAACUGCCCUGAAAACUUAAAGGAAAUACUAUUAUCUAUAAUAAAUGAACAUAUAAAUAAUAAUACCUUCCCCGAAGACUGGAAGUCUUAUCUCAUCAUUCUUCUCCCAAAGGACGACCCAAAAAAAUUCAGGCCAAUAGCGCUCGCCUCAUGCAUCCUGAAAAUCACAGAAAAAAUUAUUAAUACCAAACUAUUACACCACUCAGAAUCAAAUCAUAUUCUCCCAGAAUCACAACAUGGAUUCAGAAAAGCAAAGUCAUGCACUCUUGCAUUAGCUAAAUUAACAACAAAAAUCUACAAAGCUUAUACUAACAAAGAACAUUACUGUUGUGUCAUUCUAGACAUCAGAUCCGCAUUUGAUAACGUAUGCCCAGUAAUCCUACAAAAUAUCCUGAAAGACCUAAAAAUUCCAAAUAAAAUUAAAAACUUUAUAAACAAUCUAGUAAUUAACAGGAAAUUAUACUUCAAAAUAGCAAAUCAAUUGGAAGUACUAAGCAAAGACGUAGAGGUAUCUCAGUAUGCAGAUGACACGAUGAUUCUCUGCAAAACUGAGAAUAUAGACCAAGUGAUCAAAUACUUAAGAAUGAUCAUGGAUCAUAAAUUGACUUGGACACCACAUAUAAAUAAUAUAAUAGGCAAAGCCACUAAACUCACAAACGUCCUAAAAGUACUAAGAUCUACUUGGUGGGGUGGAGACCCCCACUUGCUGUUAACCAUUUACAAAUCACUCAUAAGAAGCACCAUAGAAUAUAACAGCUUUAUCACAUAUAGCCACAAACACUCCCUAGCUGAAAAGCUACAAAAAAUUCAAAACCACUGCAUAAGAUUAGCUGUUGGAUACAGAGUAUCCACAGCACUAAACGUCAUCUAUGCAGAAACAAACCUACUUUACCUCAAGACCAGGAGCAAACAAUUAGCUCUCAAAUUUUUAUUAAAAGUGUCCUCUAUCAGCAAUAGCACUCUGAUAAGAGACAUCAAUGAAUUAAAAAACGAUAUUAGUAGAUCAGAUAAAUACCAAAUAAAAAAUAAAUACCCACUAAUAGAAUCUCUGAACCAAAUACAAACUCUAACAAACAACAGCAUAAAAACAUUUACCACACCACUACCAUAUGAAUACAAUUACACAACACUAACAUCCAAACCAUCAAUAGACACUUCAAUAGGCAAAUUAAUAAAAAAAUCAAAUAACCCCCAAGAAGCAUUCGAACACCACACAAAAAAUAAAUUUGAAAACUACAUCAGCAUAUACACUGAUGGAUCAAAAAAGGAAGGUGCAGAGAACGUGGGUCUAGCUAUGCUAUGCCCACAUUUCAACUCUCACCAACAAUAUAAAAUAGAUAACAAAGCUUCCAUAUUUACAGCAGAAUCAUUAGCAAUUCUCAUGGCUGUAGGAUAUGUCCUAUCCAAUAACAUCAGAGAAGCUGUCAUCUACACAGACUCUCUGAACGCUUUGACAGCCAUUGACAACUACUCCCCUAUAAAAAAAACAGACACCUCUUACAUUAUCCUGGAUGUUAUAUCUCUACUCUCCCUAGCAAAGAACAAGGGCAUAAAAAUCAGGCUAACGUGGAUCCCAGCACAUGUCAAAAUAACACACAAUGAAGCAGUCGACACAUUGGCAAAGGAAGCAGCGAAUACAGGAACACAACUGUUAUUUGACUUGCACCACACAGACCUGAAUGAAGAAAUCAUAAAAAUAAUAAACCAAGAAAACAAACAGCAACUUCUUAACGAAGCCACAUUCAAGGGUGUACGCUUCUUCACAGAUUACUACAAAGAUAAUAAAAAUAAGCCUUGGUUCGCCAAAUCAAAGUAUGAUAGAUACCACAUCACCACAAUCAACAGAUUGAGAGCCAACCACCACUCACUAGCAGAAAGCCUGCACAGAAAAAAUAUAAUAGAUACACAGAGCUGUCAAUGCGGAUUUGAGAUCCAAGACAUUGACCACAUCCUAUUUGAGUGCCCCCUGUACUCAACAGAAAGAAAGAGCUUUAAAGCCCAGUUAAAAAAUUAUACCAUAAAAAAUUCCACCACCGAAUUUAAUUCAUCCACACAAAUCCUUAAAGAACCAAAUAAUCCCCCAGCAAAAAUUAUGACAAACUACUUGAAAAAAAUUAAAAUUCCCGUGUAA